AUGAGGAUCGGCUCUCGAUACCGAAGAGCCAAGAGGCUGUGCCCCGAGCACCUGUGGGGCGGAAUCAAGCCAGCGGCACAGCCGGCCUGCUACAGCGAAGGCUGCAGUAGCAACUGCACCUGCCACACUGGUAGCCAGAUGUACGGCAAAAUAACCGCAACGGCCACGGUGGUAGACAGCGAUACGGCAAAAUGUAUUCGAUGUAGGCCUAGCAACAUCUGCAAGCGGCAACCACCGUUGCUCCGUCUGUUAUCCUCAGAUCUACACGCCUCGCACAGGUCUGUGCCCCACUCUAUGGUUCUUAGCAUCCUUGGGAAAAGUGCGCAGAAAGUUAGAGCGGUUUCAGGCUCCACUGAGACAGAGUCCAUUCAACUACAGUGUAUUGAACACGGAACAGCACGAAAGGCUUUAACUCGUAUGGGGCUGACACUGGCCAGCUUGCCCGUCUACGCAGUGGCGCAAUCUCUGAGGCUACGCUUUGCCGACGACAGGCAGAAGAAAAGAAUCGGCAAAAGUACCGGCGUAAAAUACCCUCUUAGUUCCAAAACGGGGCACAUUAAUGUGCCGAGGGGCUUUUACGUCGGAGCAGUUCAUCACAACAUAGCGACCCAGGGGGAGGUGCAAGUGCGUUCCCCUGAUGACGCCAUAGAGGUGUCUCCGCCAGGAACUGAUGAGAUUGCGCUCCUUUCAGCGCUCGCAACGGCAUGUGCAUCUUCUAUAGCAAGAAGAGUGGAGAGGCUGUUCCAAGGAAAGCGGAGCGAGGAGGCUCACAUGCAGUGCAGCGGCACUAAAGGGAACGGCGGAGACAUGCAUGCAUUCCGUCGUGACGGUCUGCUAAAGACCGCAGUCUUGGGGGAGUCGAUCCAGUUAACACACGACGAACAGUAG
This is a messenger RNA of Eimeria mitis, 888 nucleotides long. RefSeq lists its product as uncharacterized. The record is from RefSeq and is a predicted model, not a curated record. The coding region runs from base 1 to 888 and encodes 295 amino acids. NCBI's taxonomy places the organism in Eukaryota, Apicomplexa, Conoidasida, Eucoccidiorida, Eimeriidae. The transcript has a single exon.